This is a messenger RNA of Caenorhabditis angaria, 994 nucleotides long. NCBI's taxonomy places the organism in Eukaryota, Metazoa, Nematoda, Chromadorea, Rhabditida, Rhabditidae. The record is from the annotation of a GenBank genome assembly.
AUGGUGAGUGUACAUUUAGUCGGAAGCAGGGCUGGUCGGAAUUGACCUUUCGGAAUUUUGGAAGUCCCAUUUUCACUCCCGAUUUUAUUUUCGGAAUUUCGGCAUUCCGACUUUUUAUUCCGAAUAAUUUUUCGAUAGUUCGGAAUUCCGAUUUUUUCUUCCGACUUUUUUUUCGGAAUUUCGAAAAAAAUUCGGAAGUCCUAAUGCGCAGGAAAAAACUGGAAAACGACAUUUUUCGAUGAGUUAUCAGAACAAUUAUAGUGAAAAUAGUUGCGAAAAAGUGAAUCUUGUUCUUUAGUUCAUCAAAGACAACAAAUUUGUGUCUAUUAUCGAUUAUUAAGAAAUUUUUCACCAUCAUUUCAGCCUUUAAAUAAAGUUUUCUCUAUAAAAGCAUAUAUUCCGAUAUUCCGAAAUUUUUCGAAAGUGAUUCCGACAAAAAAAUCGGAAUGAAAAAAAGUCGGAACGAGAGUCGGAAUUGGAGCAAUUCCGAGUUUUUCUUUCGGAAGUGCUUCCGACCAAACUACACUUCCGAAAAAACGUCGAUUUUCGGAAUUUCGGAAUUCCGAUAUUCCGAUUCCGACCAGCCCUGGUCGGAAGCUUGAAAAAAGGAAAUUUUUUUAGUUAAGGAGGUUAUUUAUAUUCCUAAUAUUCUGCACAAUUUUUGUACAAUCUUUGGAAUUUUUCAAAGAAAGUGAGGCUUGUAUGUCAGAAAGUGGAGAAGAAUUGAAUUGUGAGUAGAUUGAUUGAUUUUUUUUAAUUUUUGAUUGAUUUGGGUUUUUGAAGGUCCCAGCAAUUGGAUUUAUUAUUUUGAAUGUUGCGCGAAGGAAUGUUGCCUGAGAACUCAGGUUUGCUCUUUUUUUAAUUUUCAAACGCGAUGCAUCAAUAAAUGUCAAUUUUCCAGAUCGUUCCAGCUGUAAUUAUUGGUGUAAUUGCUCUAAUAAUGACAAUUUGUUGUAUUUUAUCAAGUAUUGCCUACUGUUGUUUUGGUGAUUAA